Molecule: messenger RNA, 1218 nt
Organism: Striga hermonthica
Lineage: Eukaryota; Viridiplantae; Streptophyta; Magnoliopsida; Lamiales; Orobanchaceae
Source: the annotation of a GenBank genome assembly
AUGAGCAGAUUCAGGAGAUUCGAGAUCGUCGAGCACUCCCCUUCGCACUACCUCAAGCACACUUCCCUUCUCAGGCAUGCAAGAACCCUAGAGCUGAAUCCCUUCUUCCCCUCAUUCCCCAUUGUUGAGGACGAGCUCGACCUCCUGACCCUCGCCCCAGCUCCUCAAGCUUUGUUCGAUGAAUUUGACACCAUCGCCGAUCUGAUCCAGAUCGAUGAAACCCCGUUCCACACAUCCACGCGCCGCCUCACGCGCCGAGUGGGGUUGGGGGAUCUGUACCUGCAGUUGCUCAGCGACCGCGUCUCGGCUCUGGAGCUGGAGCUGGGGCUUGGCCGGCUCGCGAGGGAGGAGAAGAACGUGAAGAAAAAGUACACAUGGACGGCAGAGGUGAAGAGCCCAGAGAAUGACCGGAAGUAUCAGUGGACGGCUGAGGUCAAGGGCGAGAAGGAAGGGCCGGAGAAGAGCUACAAAUUGACGGCUGAGAUCCAAAGGAAGGGCAACUCCCGGAGCUUGCCAAUCGAGCAGAAGUACACUAUUAAGGUGUCCAGCGGCGGAAGCAGCAGUGAUUCGGAGGAGAAAGUGAAGAAGGAGAAGAAGAAGAAUAAGAAGUGUGAGAAGGUCAAGGAGAAGGGUACGAAAGGGUCCAGUUCCCGCAUUGUUGAGAUUGAGGAACCCGCCGAUCAUGGGGGGAUUGUUUUGAGGCAGGUUUUUGCCAAGAGAGUGGAUAAGAGUAGGGGCAAGAGGAAGGAGCUGUCUCCACUGGAAGCUGCAGCUCUGAUUCAGAAGAAAUUCCGGGCUUAUCUCAUCCAGAGGUCUCAGGCCCUGCGUGCACUUCGUGAGCUGGCCAUUGCUAAGACCAAGUUGAAGGAGAUUAGAGUUUUGUUCAACAACUUCUCCUACCGCCGUCGACUGGCCCGUGAUGCUGAGGAACGCCAGAGAUUCUCUGAGAAGAUCAUUGUGUUGCUUUUGACUGUUGAUGCCAUUGAGGAUGCUGAUAUGAUGGUUCGAGCUGCAAAGAAGCCAAUGGUGGAUGAGCUGGAAGCAAUGCUCGACGUGGUGGACCCACAGCCUCGUGGCAAAUCCGUGUCCAUGCGGAGGAGAACUUUCGACAUGCCGGAUAGUGCAAUCAACAAGGAACUUGCUGCUGGUGUUGCCCAGGUGGUUCAGUUGCUGGAUCAAGAGGCAGACUCUUCUGAAACUUUUGAAGCAUGCUUGUGA